AUGCGCCACGUGCACUCGUCUGGUCACCAUGGCGGCUCCACUUCUUCGGCGGCGCCGUCCUCGGCCUGUGGUGCUUCUGCCCACGGUCGACGAGGCUUUUCUCCCAUGAGGCGAAGUGGCGCGGUGAGUGCCUCGGCCACCCACGCGAGAACGGCAGAAGAGGAGGUGAGCACGACUUGGAGCCGGUCGGCGGGGCGUCGGGGUGACGACCGCCGUAAACGGGACUGUCAGAGUGGAAUCGACACGUCCGCGACAGGCCAGCCAAGCAGGCCUGCAUCGUGCGACCCGGGCACAUCGCCGGCGCGAGCGCCACCGCCCCCCACUACUUACACGAACACCGGCGCGCCGAGCUGUGCUGCGCUGCGCCGCCUUGUCAAGUCGCACCACACGUUCCGAAAAAACAGCGAGGUGCUACGGAAAAGUGACACGAUCGCGGCUGCGUUUGAGCUUUGGUGCGCCGAGGCCGUGGCGCACAGCCGUCUGGUGGAGCAUCUGGCCCCAGCGUUGGGCGGUGAUAGCCAAGCGGUGGCAACGGUCCGCCUCCUCCUCACAGGUGCCUCCAACAAGGCCGCGACUGCCGGCUCAGGGGCGGCGGCGGCCACCUCCGCGACCAUGUCAGCAGCAGAGACGCUGGCAGUGCUGGAGGUGCCGCUUUCGGUGGUGGAUUGGCUCAACGAGCCCAUCGUCGUGCCGGACCUGGGCGCGGGGACAAUCAUGGAAUUUGUGCACAAGGUGCUGUCCCCUUCGCACGUGGACAAGGCGCCAGCCAACAACUGUGAUGGCGCCGGUGCUGGAGAGUUACUUUCCGCGUCGGCUGGCGACUCGCCGGCUGCACCUUAUCGGUAUGGACGUCUUGAGGCGGUAGAGGUGUGGUACGACGCGUGGGGGCGCCAGCAGCACUAUCGCGAAGCGGCGGCAGGCCUGUCCAGCAGCAGUACUGAGCCGGCGGCGCCAUCUUUGAAGGCCUCCAUGGCGCUGUGGCACCGUAGGCAUCGUGCAGUGCAAGAUGUGCUGCUCUCUCACUUGACUGAAGGAAGUCGACCUUCCGCACUUGAUGCGCUGCCUGUCUGCCCAGCUGCUUGUGACAGCGUCGACACUCGCGACGCAACUCCCGUCGAGUGUGGCCCUGUAGCAGCUGCCAGCGCCAGCGGCGCACCGGUGCAGCCUGACGGGGACGCAGCAGCGCGACCAGACCAACUCGUUGAGGGGGCGACGCGGGAGCUGCUGCUCUAUCUUAUCGAGUUUCUCCAGACGCUGAGCGCGUUCAAGGCUGCACGCGAGGAGGCGAAGAUGCACGCGGAGUACCAUGCACUGCUGGAAAACGCGGUGGCGGUGCAGUCAGGGCCAGCUCAAGCAGCUGCCGACGCCGCCGCUCAGGGCACGUACACGCACCUGUGUCUUGUUGCGCGCCGCUUUCGCGCGUCGCCGCGGGUGGAGCUGCACCCGCCACUCGCAGCGUCUGAUAGCCCAGAUAAGCCCCUUAGCGGCGACUGCGGUGUGGAUGCGGCGCUGCGCACCGCGGCCCAGCAGUACCUUCGGUCAAUUUCCAAGGUGGACAAAGUGGCGCCUCAUUCCAACCCGUCGUCGUCAAAACUUGAGGGCUCGACGGGUGACGCGGGCACACAGGAGACUACCGGAGCACCAUCGUCGUCGUUGGCGUUGGCUGAGCGAGUGGGUGCGGCGCCAUCCUACAGCGUUGCCGUGCUGGACAUCUGCAUCGGUGUUGUGCUGCGUUGCCUUCUCUUUUACCUUCCAGCGCUCUCUGCAAGCGACCGGGUCCAUGUGCUGCAGCAGCUCAGCGCCCCUUGGCUGACGCUCGAACCGGAGGAGAGCGCUCGAGUCGCGUACUGGUCAGCGUUUUUCGGUGUUGCCGAUGUUCUCUCCAACGCCUGCGCACCAAAGCGACGGGAGCGUAUCGGUGCGUUGCCAUCCGCCAUGGGCGGACUCAGCAACGCUGACUGUUCGACCUCCUCUGCUUCGUUCACCGUUGACCACUCCACCCUUUCCACACUGCAAGGCGUGGUACAGCAGCUGCGCUCCUUGUGUUGGCCCACGGCGCUGGAUCGUCACUCGAGUAUCGUGCAGCACGCCCUCUGCCUCCUGCCAACGGCAUCUGAAGCAUCUCCGUCACCUUCUUCGGCGGCGGCAUCGGUGUCCGAUCAGCGGCGGCAGCAGCGGCGUCCGCCCACCGAGACUCUGCCUGCUGGCAGUGCACGAGGCACGGCCUCAUCAUCAACAGUCGCCGCAGCUCCGCCGCACUCCGCGCAGCCUCGUCCCCCUGCGUGGAGCGACGUCGUCGCGGUUGUGCGAGGCAGCGAGAGCCGACAGCGACUGGGCUACGAACUCCUCUUUCUCUUCUUGGGAGUUUUGCAGUGUGGGAAGGCGAGCGCCUUCCUGGCCCCUGUCAACGCAACUGCUGCUGCUGCUGCUGCGGACGCUUCGGCUGGGAAGCCUGCUUUGCCGCACCACCGGCCCUCUGAUAGGCGCCGACUCAACACCGUCUGCAUCUACGCGCUUGACGUCGACAGGUUCAUUGCGGAGCGGAUGAGUGCCUUGCGGCCGGCAGGCGAUGCGUGGCCGCUGCUGCGCACUCAGGCCUCCUGCUCGGCUGCAAGGGCGGCAUCACCGCCCGGCUCGCGCCCUGCACCUACGGAGGUACUCGCAGAGCAGACGGCGCACCCGUACGGUCUUUCUCGCGUGGCGCUGUGCACUUUCAGCGACUCCCUCUUGGAGAGCUGGCCGACCUUGUCGCCCCAACGCACGCAGAUCCUCAUGGUAGCCCUGCAGCGGGCUGUGGCAGCUCCUGCUGCACUGGCGUUGCGCUCGCUGCUCCCCACUCUACAUUCGAGCGCCCGCGCCGGCUGCGAGUUCAGCGGUACCCGCUCCUCUGCCACGCCGUCACAUGCGGUGCAGCUGGCUGCGCGCCGUGCCGAGUGGCGAGCGGUGGCGCCGGUGAUGUCCCUGUACACCACACACGCGUGCCCGUCGUUGUGGAGCACGAUGUGGGCUUACAUCUCGUCGCAAAUGAAGUCUCUGCUGCGGCAGGUGGAGGAGGUAAUGAGGACGGCACACGCAAGCGCAGGCGAUGCGCGAGGCAGCGAUGUCGCGGCGCAUGGAGAGUGGCGCUGGUCAAAUGACGAGGUAGAGGCGUGCUACAAGCAACUGGAGGAGCUAGCGACCAUGUGCGCGUGGCUGGUUGCCAUGGUGCCGUCCGUCUGUGGCAAGUGGCCAGCUGGCGCUGGCGCUGCUACGUCGGAACCUGCACAGGCAUCCGCACCAGAGCACACCGAGCGUGUGAGGGCCGGAUUUGAGCGCUGUGUCAAAGGCCUUCUCGCUGUGUGGACGCAGACAGGCGCGAGCGCUGAUGCGGCGGAACAGCUGCUGAAUUUGUUUCCCAGGCACCCCAGGGCCACACCGACGCCCGUGGACUGCACCCCCGUGAGGGCGGCCGACAACGGCGCCGUCGACGACACUGCGCAGGGUGCAAAGGCGCCGCCGUUGGCGCCGGAGGAGACAGCAGCAGGUGAGGCGGUGACACUACUCGCGGAACUGGCAGGGGCGGCGCAGACGCAUGUGUGGACCCGCACGCUGUACGGCGCUGUCGAAUUAUGGAUCAAGAAGACCCGCUACAUCCAAGCUCAGUCGCGAGGAAUCAUGGAAACGGUUCAGCUGAUGCCACCAGCGGAGGCAUCUACCUCUGCGCUAGCCGCGAUGACGGCAGCAGCGCCCGGCCGCGCUGCAGAUGAUCGUUCCCGCGCAGGCGAGACGGUGACCAACGGUGGAAGCGCUGCAUCUGUGCCGACGGCGCCGCCCGGCGUGGAUUUGGCGCUGCUUGCCUGGUGGCGCUCCAUGGCGGAGGAGGAUAUCGGUCUACCAUCGGCGCGCGUCUAUCUCGCGCAGGUGUACACGGAGCUUCUGCGGAUUGUUUCUGCUCGCGCUGCUCUCGCAUCGUCGACCCCUCUACCAGAAAGGGCACACAUGGGGCGCCCGCUCGAUUCUGAGCGAGAUUCAGUGUUGGGGGGCGCAAGCAAUCGUACCGGCGCAGUGGAGAGCGGCGGCGAGCCAACGUCGAGUUUGAGGGGCGACACGCCAGUCAGCGGCGCAGCGGCAAAGGCCAUUUUUUCCGCAGCGGAGGUGGUCGUCAUUGUGAGGGUGCUAAGUAGCAUUGCGGCACGCGGCGUCGCGACGGUGACCUUGGGGCGCCUCACGGAGCGCGCGUCUGGGCGGGGUGCGCUCGGCAAGACGUCGUCUGCUGGCUCCGCAGAGAACGCUGUGGGCGUAGAGUCCGCCUCUGGCAACGGUGACUCCAUCAUCGACUCGCUACGCCGCGCCGCCGUGUACGCCACCGUGGCGGGCAGUGGGGUACCGACGACCACAACGCCGGAUUCGACGGCGUCAACGGAUGCCGGCGCUCGCGGCCUCUCAACCGCAGCCGACGGCGAUGAAAGCGGCAACCCUACCAGCGUAGGUGUUGCGGAGGAGGCCACAGCGCACGACCGAGGCAAUGCUGCUGCCCUCUCUGCCCAGAAGGCGGUCCAGCGUAUUGAGGAGGCGCUGCUGAGCAGCUUGACAGCACACAGCGCAGCGUUGCCGGCGACAACGAUGGUGGAGGCGACGUGGCUUCGACUGCUUCCCCUGUCGACGCUGCAGAAACUCCUUGAUCAUCGAGAGUCCUCUGCGAUCACCUCAGCUGGACCAGACGCCCCGCCGCAAGGUCUGCCAUCCGGCGCACCGCCGUGCAAGGCCGCAAAUAGCGGGCCAUUGAGCACGCAGCCAACAGUGCGCGCCGACCUCGCCACCACAGCAGCAACGUCGUCGCCUCCGCGUUUUGUCUCUGCCGCCGUCGGUGCAUCCAGCUCUGCUCCACACCUCGACGGGUCACUGCGGGAGUCGCCGUCGCCGUGGGUGCGCAAGUUGCAUGACGCGGUCCUCACGAGCUGCCACUCGCGCCACAUUGGCAUCUGCCUUGUCUCUUCGCUGUACUCUGUCCUGGCAGCGUCGCAGAAAUGCGACGACUCUACACAGCCUCUCUCAGCGGCGACUAGUUGUGACGGCAGUCGUGGCGCGGUCAGCGCCGCCACUCUGUCUUGCGGCGGUACUUCAGAGGCCGCUUCGUCUUGCGUUGAGGACUGCGAUGCGGCCAGGGACGGGCCGUCGCUCGCCACGUCGCGGCUCCGCUGCUUUUUGGCACGACUGCGCACGAGCUGCGCUGAGGCCGUCGUGCUUUUCCAUCGUUCGAGAAGGCAGCACGCUGAUCUCACCGCCGCAUCCGGCGAGGGUGACGCCAGUAGCGGUGGUGGCGCAGGCGCGAACGAUGCAAACGCAUUCCGCGUAGGCUUGACGGCAUCACCAUGGGCCGCUGUUGCAGAGGUCAACGGUGAUAGUAAGGGUGAGGCCGAGGCGGGUAUAUCGCACACGGCCACGCCGCACCAGCAGCAUGGGCAACGCUUCUGCAACGUGCUGGUGGUGACGAGCGAGCUUCACGAGCGCCUUACAACCUACGCAGAAAUGCUUACUCGCGCGGCAGUGAGGUGUAGUGGGGCAGAGCAGGGUGCUGACCAGAAUACGUUGCGCACUUCCCGCAAAGUCAAGCCUGAGAGAAUGCGACACCUGCUCCGACUCUUGUACGCAUCGCUGCUCGAUGCGGUUUCCGAUUUUGUGCCGUAUGGCGAGCACGGGAAUGCUGUGGAGGUGAUGCAGAUGCUAGGCGUCAUCACUCGCCGCAUGCCGUGGCAGCAGUGCGCGCAAGCGUCGCUGGCGCAGGUGCUGCCUGUCAAGAAGGACGGGCAGUUUGGCUACCAUACCAGCGGCGAAACAGGCUGUGAAGCAGAGCCGCUGACGAAGCGCGGGGGCGGCGUGGCGGAGGCCGGCGCUGCUGCUCGACUGAGCGCGCCCCGCGAUGGCGACGAAAAAGGCGUCUCGAUCGAUCCCCUCCUUGUGUGCUUUCGGGAGCAGGUGACACGGCUGAUGCCGUACGUGGAUGCUGAAGUGCUUCGCUGCACGAAAGCUCGGUUGCCCCUGCUGCUGAACCUGGCGCUGAUCGGCGGCGCCAAAUCGUCUGUCGAGUACGUCUUGCGCAGCGUUCCAGUCAGCACCAGAGGGUCAAUGCAGUGUCGAGAGGGGCCCUGCGCCGCCGCCGCCGCAGAGGCGACGCGUUCCAGAAGCAUCGUUGCUCUGUCACCCGUGUCCCGUUCGGCAGCGAAGGUGAGCGCGUCUGAGAGUGCCAGCCGUGUCACCACUACCGAAGCAGAGCCAGGCCGUCUGGGACUCUCUACGCUGCCUCUCUGGUCUCAGGCCCCACUCGAGUCUUUGCUACACCGUGUAGCCAUGGACCGGUUGAUGGCAUCGCGACACGCGCUGUACUUGUGCACUCUGACCGUCAAUGCACCGGAGUUUUCAGCUGUGCUUCUGCCUCUCACGCACUACCUGCGCGACGCGCGCGCGAGGAUUUCGUGGGCGAUGCUGGAGGUGGUGUUUAAGGCCAUUGCCGUGUCUGCCGUGAGCUUCCAGCGGCACCAUCAAGCAGAAAUGCUGCUGCGUAGUGAUUUUCUUGUGCCCUUGUCGUCGUCCUUGUCACCCGGGUCAGAUCAGACGUCAGGCAGCACCACUGCGUCUCCCGCAGAUCGUGCAAGCGCCGCCGCCGCGGCGGAGCGACCCCGACGAGGUGGGGGCGGCGGCGAUGCGUCGCAGCGCGGCGGAAUCGCGCUGCCGCGGUCGUCGACCGAUUGCGCGGCGCUGCGCGUGGGGGAGAUGAGAUACCCACACCGUAACGGCAGUGAGGCUUUGGCGCCUCUCUUCCGCACAGCUGCCGUACCGUCUGCCGUGUGUAAUGCGCCGUCGCAGCUGCGGCACGCUUGGGGCGACCUCGCUCGCCGCCUCCUUCACGAAGAAGAUGACGUAGCCGUGUCCGACGUCUCACUCUGGGUAUCGGCGCUGUACUGCGGCGCUAUGGUGAACUGCGCAGGAACUCAGUUGUUCGAACAGCUGCUGGCAUGUCUCGUCUUCGGCAUCACGACCCCCGCAACCUCGGCGGCAACCACCACAACGCGGAUCGCCACGCUGGACGUUGUGGGCUGGACGCUGGUGCUGGAGGCGUGCGGCACGGCGUCGGACCACCACUACCGACAGGCAUAUCAGAGUCUUCUGAGGGACGAGCUCGUCGCUUUCCUGGAGCGCGCCGAGGCCUCUGUGCACAGUGAUGAAGGUGGCGUCUCAGCAUCGUCUGCUUCAUCUGCCUCGUAUCCGUCACGGUUGACUACUGCGGCAGCGGAGUCGGGGCGGGCGGAACUCGACGACGCGCUUCCCCUCGCAGGGGCCUGUCGCUGCCGCUUGUUGGAAGGCAUUCCACAGCUGUUUGUCGAGGACGCCGCGUUUUGGCGUCGCGUGAAGAACUGCGUGGAGUCGUGGUGCGCCGCGAUUGCUCGCGACCAUGCUGAGGUUGCCAGUGAGUCCCCAUCUGCGCCAAGGAGGUCCACGUCGGCGGUGCGGCGGUCGUGGGUGACACAGCUACAGCAGAGCUUCAACUGGGCAGCGCAGUGUGCCGGCCACUCGCCUCUUGUGUUCAGCGAUAAUACAUGUACGACGGAGGCGGCAAACGCAGAUGCGCACGCAGUGACGGAGUGGAUGCGGAUGCAGCUGGAAGCUCUGGGGGCGAGCGCAGCCUCAGUGACAACCACACCGGAGGCGCCGACGAACGUCUCCCCAUAG
Leishmania major strain Friedlin is the source of this 7707-nucleotide messenger RNA. RefSeq lists its product as hypothetical. Bases 1 to 7707 code for a protein of 2568 amino acids. The record is from RefSeq and is a predicted model, not a curated record. The transcript has a single exon. NCBI's taxonomy places the organism in Eukaryota, Euglenozoa, Kinetoplastea, Trypanosomatida, Trypanosomatidae.